AUGGCUCCUCUGACAUGGCUGUCUGGUGUUUCCCUCACCGAAUACCUCAUGCCCAACACCGCCAACAUAAUAAAUCGCGACACGACACAAGAUGUGAAUUUAAACGAUCCCGAGCUUAUAGCUCUGAUGUCAAUCUCGCUCUCCACAGCCUCCAUCAGCGUCCUGGCUGCCUUAUGUGCUUUCUAUUGGUUCGUUAGAAUGCGGAGGAGUUUUCGCCACGACUUGAUUAUGCUCCUAAUCCAAAGCGAUAUGAUGAAGGCCUUAUGGCUCGUAAUCAACCCGCUCGCCUUUUUCGCCGGUGUGCCUAUCGAUUCGAACUCCGUCUUUUGCCAAGUCUCUGGAUUUUUCCUAACUAUUAGCAUCGAGGCCUCGGAUAUCGCAGUUCUUCUAGUUGCAGCACACACAGCGCUAUUCAUACUUUGGCCUUCAAGUUCGAGCGGGGCGGAUGCUGGCUUGUACCCAUACAGAUACAUAGCCUACACGUUCUGGGCUAUUGUUCCAAUCAUCUUGGCUGCGGUUGUACCAAUUACUGGCGGACGUUUCUCAGACAAUGGGCCCCAUUGUUCCCUGCCUGGACGCCCUGCUUGGUAUCUCAGUGCUCUUAGUUGGAUUCCACGCUAUAUCAUCUUCGCUAUCAUUAUUGUCACCUAUACAUUUCUCUAUAUCUAUGUCGCGUGCCGAUUCCGGCGUUUCGGUAGGGACCAAAGGCGUGCCAGCGUAGCGCACAGCAACCACCCGGACCACAACCGCAAAAACAACCAUCGCCAUAGUCGCAGUCGAGAAGUUCCACCUACGCCACCCAUCUCUGACUAUGGAAUGUUGGAUUCGGCGCGGGAUAGUCUGGCAAAGGAGGAGGAUCCCAGGGAUCGUCAAAAUUCGGUUAGCUCAACCAUCAGUACUUUGAAUACGGGAGAGGGUUCGUCAACUCCCCCACGAAAACCCGAACAUGCGAGAAGGAGUUCGAUUAAAUGGAACCCUGUAAAUUUUGCGGGUAACAACCCAAGAAAACCAGGAAUGAGAAGGGAGAGCGAGUCGGCUCUCAUAGUACCAAUUUCCCCAUCACUAGGCGCAGAGCGAACCAUCCCUAUCUGUGCACCCGAACCUACACAUAACAGCCCACGCAACUCACAGCAAUCGGGUCAAAACCAACCCGUAUGGCAACGCUCGAUGUCUUUAGGCUCACAUGGUAAAACAGGGUCCGUGUCUGGCGUGGUUAAUGCUCUACGGCGUGGGCCACCGCGAAAAAAGGGUGAAAGCCAAAGUACAUUUUCAAGUUCCGCCCUUCUGUCCCAAGAAGAGACCGAGGAAGCGAUGCGUCGAUCGCGGGAGAAGCAACAACGACAACUCCGCCUCCUAUUCGUAUACCCGGCUAUCUAUCUGCUAACGUGGAUCGCGCCGUUCGUGUCGCACGUGAUGGGGUACGACAGCGAUAUAGCUCCAAACGGACAAAGCGGCAGCGGGGAACCUCUAGCGCUACAAGUUGUUAGCAUCGCGAGCUUAUGUAUUGGUGCGGCCGUCGACUGUUGUUUCUUUAGCGCUUGGGAGAAACCGUGGCUACAUCUGCGUGGGGGUUUCUGGGAGGGUCUAGCAUUGCGGCUCAGGAUACACCGUCCAAUGCGACGGCGGCAUAGAGGCGCCGGUCGCACACGUCAGGAGAUGUUUGUAGACGCGCGUACAGCGCGUGUCAGACGGGACCAAGAAGAGAACCUGGAGAACUUGAGCAGCGAGGUCGGCAGGGGAGUAUCCGGACGCGGAACACUGCAUAAUACGGUACCGCGCGAAUGGUGGGAUGUGCUAGAUGUUGAUUCUGAAACUAGCACUAUCCGAACAGCAUAA
Molecule: messenger RNA, 1836 nt
Organism: Hypoxylon trugodes
Lineage: Eukaryota; Fungi; Ascomycota; Sordariomycetes; Xylariales; Hypoxylaceae
Product: G protein-coupled glucose receptor regulating Gpa2-domain-containing protein
Exons: 2
Coding region: 1-1836 (611 amino acids)
Biological process (GO): adenylate cyclase-activating G protein-coupled receptor signaling pathway
Cellular component (GO): plasma membrane
Molecular function (GO): G protein-coupled receptor activity
Source: RefSeq, a predicted model, not a curated record